CCGGUAAGGCGGCAUCUACCGGGAGCAAAGACCAAAACAUUUCUUGGUUUGACCCUAGCUACCUGCAUAAAAUUUGAAUCAUUUUGGCACCCACUCGAGCUGUCAUUGAUGGGAUGUAGCACCCCGCAUUCCGAGAUCGACAAGGCUAAAAGAGGACCCUGGAAAUUAAUCAACCCUUCAUCAGGAUUUGAGAUGAAUCGGAGUUGGCUGUCACCCAAACAACGCCACACGCUGCCACAUCUUCAUUAACCCAGCGGCUACAUGGGACGCCGUUGCCUCCGUAUUUCCCAAAUGGGACUGCGAAUGGCCUUUGUUAAUCGAUGCGGCUAAUAGAUGACAGGGUUUGUGAUUUGAAGAUACUCUAAGUAUCGGAGAAGAAAAACAGCAACGGAAUGGACUGCCUGAUCGCUGCCAUUUGCUAGUGUUGGUUAUGAUAUUCUGCGAGAUACCCUAGAGCAUCUCCUCGGCAAGGCUCCUACACCCGAGUAAAGGGCCCUAAAACCUGUCUAUCGCAGAGCUUCACUAAGUUGGCAUGUGAGGCAGAUUCUCUCUACAUGCAUGGCUUUGAAUAGGCCACACAUGACAUAAACAGCCUUCAUUGGAAAAGACCAUAAUGCUUCAUUACAC
Molecule: messenger RNA, 627 nt
Organism: Aspergillus costaricaensis CBS 115574
Lineage: Eukaryota; Fungi; Ascomycota; Eurotiomycetes; Eurotiales; Aspergillaceae
Exons: 2
Source: RefSeq, a predicted model, not a curated record